Messenger RNA from Mustela erminea (ermine), 2537 nucleotides. It is a transcript of the gene SERPINB8, whose product is annotated as serpin family B member 8. Gene Ontology annotation, molecular function: serine-type endopeptidase inhibitor activity. Gene Ontology annotation, biological process: negative regulation of endopeptidase activity. Gene Ontology annotation, cellular component: cytoplasm. The transcript is spliced from 7 exons. The record is from RefSeq and is a predicted model, not a curated record. Lineage: Eukaryota; Metazoa; Chordata; Mammalia; Carnivora; Mustelidae. The coding region runs from base 107 to 1231 and encodes 374 amino acids.
GUCACCCGCCGGAAGCCUCGCCCAGCAUCAAAGCCGCCGGGAAGCUCGCAGCAAGCUGGAGCCGCAGCCGCCGCCGCCGGAGCCGGAAUCUCCCAGACCUUCCCUCAUGGACGAUCUCUAUGAAGCAAAUGGCAGUUUUGCCAUCAACUUAUUGAAAAUGUUGGGUGAAGAGGACAGCUCCCGAAAUGUGUUCUUCUCCCCUCUGAGCAUCUCCUCAGCCCUGGCUAUGGUCUUCAUGGGGGCCAAAGGAAACACCGCUGCCCAGAUGUCCCAGGCGCUUUGUUUGAACAGAGGCGGAGAAAUUCACCAAGGUUUCCGGUCCCUGCUCAAGGAGGUUAACAAGUCUGGCACUCAGUACUUGCUCAGAACUGCCAACAGACUCUUUGGAGAGAAGACGUGUGACUUCCUUCCUGCCUUCAGGGAAUCCUGUCAGGAGUUCUACCAGGCCGAGCUGGAGGAGCUGUCGUUCGCUGAAGACACAGAGGCGAGCAGGAGACACAUCAACGACUGGGUGACCGAGAAGACGGAAGGUAAGAUUUCAGAGAUCCUGGGUGCUGGGACCGUGGAUCCACUGACUAAGCUGGUUCUCGUGAAUGCCAUCUAUUUCAAAGGAAAGUGGAACGAGCAGUUUGACAGGAAGUACACAAGGGGAAUGCCCUUUAAAGUCAACCAGGAGAAAAAGACGGUGCAGAUGAUGUUCAAGCAAGCUAAAUUUAAAACGGGGUACGUGGCUGAGGCGCACAUGCAGGUACUGGAGCUGCCCUACGCGGGGCAGGAGCUCAGCUUGGUGGUUCUUCUGCCGGAUGAUGACACUGAGCUUGCCGUGGUGGAAAAAGCACUUACGUAUGAGAAGUUCAGAGACUGGACAAAUCCAGAGAAGAUGACUAAGGAUAAAGUUCAAGUUUUCCUUCCCCGAUUGAAGCUGGAGGAGAGUUACGACUUGGAAUCUUUUCUUCGAAGUUUAGGUAUGACUGAUGCGUUUGAGGAAGCCAAGGCAGACUUUUCUGGAAUGUCAGCUAAGAAGAAUGUGCCCGUGUCCAAGGUGGCACACAAGUGCUUUGUAGAGGUGAACGAGGAAGGUACGGAGGCGGCGGGGGCCACAGCCGUGGUCAGGAACGCUCGGAGCAUCAGACCCGAACCAAGAUUUUGUGCAGACCACCCUUUCCUUUUCUUCAUCACACACCGCAGCACCAGCAGCAUUUUGUUCUGUGGCAGGUUCUGCUCUCCAUAGGGAGGUGCAGUCAUUAUAAACACCCUCCUUUCGCUUCUGCCAACCUUGUCUUAAUACAGAUUCCUGGGACUCAACUGGUGUGGUGGUUUGGAUGCCCAAACGAAGAGUGUGCAUCUGGAAAGUCUGUGUGAAUGUCCUCACCGGGGAUUCCACAGCUGCUGAGGAAACUGAGGCAUCACAUGUGUGCAGUUUGGGGUGGAGAAGACUGUGUGUGUUCUGGAGGGUUUGGGCAGCUCCUCUUUCUCAUUGGCUCUGCCCUCACCUGCCUGUGAGAGGACAGCCUGCUCCUCUCAGAAUCUGUUCUUGUCGUUUGUGGGCAUCUGGAGGAGCACGUCAAGGAUCCACAUACCCACCCUCUCCACGCAUUCCCAUCCUGCAGUGACCUCAGAGCUCUGUCCCCCCUCCGCUGCCAGGCUCCCGUGGAAAUGCCAGAGCCCUGCGCCACUGCACACACAGCCAGAGGUGAACGCCCUGAUGGAAAGCCUGCAGCCACCCUGUCUCUGCCCUGUCAAGAUCCCACAGACUGUCCUGCAUGUCCCAAUCUCACACAGUCCCUCAUGGAGACAACUCCUUCAGAUCUUCUUGCCAUAAACCUUCAGGCCUGCGCUAGGAGGCAGAGCUCUGAACAAGCCAUGCCCUGUAGUCUCCUCCAUGCCCUCCUCGUCUGAAGCACCGCCCCCUCCCUGCCCCAGGACCUUCAUGUGAAGCACCUGUCAGGACAGCUGACCCUCUAGGUAAGCCACAUACAAGUCAUGUGUGGCUCCAGCAUGGCCCUCCCUACAGUAUGUUUUUUUUUUCCCCUACAGUAUUUGUUUUGGCUUAAAAAAGGAUUUGUAUUUUGGUAGCAAUUUGGAAACUAUUGAAAAGUACCAGAGAACACUGAAGUCACCCACAAUUCUAUCACUGUGAAAUCAGUACUAAUUAUAGUUAAUCCUAUUCUGUGUAUGCAAAUACAAACAUUAUAAACAUUUUAGCAUGUUAAUUACAGACUUCUGUAGCUAUUUCUACCCUUACUUGACAUAAACUCUCCUCAAGAUAAUUAUCUAUGUCAUAAUUUGAUAUGUCAAAUUGUAUCUCUCUAUAUUUUCUAUUAUUGGAUCUACUUUUAGACAAUUCAGAUAAUUAAAAUUAUAUACUCUUAUGAAUAUAUUAAAUAUUUGCUCGCAUUUUUAAUAUUUUAAAAGAAAUAUUCUGAAUGAUACUGUCAAGAUAAAAGUUGGGGACAUUUUGAGACUGCUUCCAAAUUGGUCUCCAGAAAGUUGUCCUGGUUUACAACCUCCCCACCUAAACAUGACCAUUUACACUA